Messenger RNA from Paramecium primaurelia, 490 nucleotides. Lineage: Eukaryota; Ciliophora; Oligohymenophorea; Peniculida; Parameciidae. The record is from the annotation of a GenBank genome assembly.
AUGCCUUUGACUACUCCUCAAAAUAAAUCUAAAUUAGAAAAUAGAUUAAUCAAAACAAAAAAGUAACUAAGUUUUCAUGAAUAAGAGAAUUGGAAUGAUGAACAUAUAUUAAAAUAUCGAAAUCACUUGAAAGAUGUAAGAGAAUUAAAAUAAAAAUGGUAAUUUAUUGAUAGACCAAUGAAUGCUUCAGUAUCAGAAAAGGCUAAAUCUGAUAUUCUCGAUAUGGAAUAAUCAGUAAUCAUAUCAUAUAUAUAUAUAUAAUUAGAUACAACAUGUAUCUCUUGAAAAACCUAAAAAAAAGUUGAUUAUUCGUCCAUUUAGUUCCAAAUAGUAGAAAUUAUUAUCAUAAAUCUCACAAAUUUACAAUUUUUAAUCAUGUGCUAAUCGUUAAAAUAAAAUAAAACUCUAUUUAUAAUCUGAUGAUAAUUAUGCUAAUCGUUCAUUUAGAUAUUACAAGAAUUUUACAAAUUAUCUUAACUCAAUCAAAUGA